Molecule: messenger RNA, 4121 nt
Organism: Hypanus sabinus (Atlantic stingray)
Lineage: Eukaryota; Metazoa; Chordata; Chondrichthyes; Myliobatiformes; Dasyatidae
Exons: 9
Coding region: 4-1071 (355 amino acids)
Source: RefSeq, a predicted model, not a curated record
AGGAUGGACGACAGCGAGACGUGCAUCAAUGUGCCGCUCGAUAAACCGGUGUCACGGUCUUCAUCGAGAAGUGAGUGGGGCAGAGACGGAGACAGUCAGACUUCCACCGACUCAGAGUCGAUCUUUGGGAAAGACGAAUCCCUCAUCGAUGAGGCUGAGGAUCCUCCCAUUGCCCCGGGACACGGCGAGCUGCGAGUCACUGCACAGACAGACUCUCAGACCUCUACCGACACAGAGCUGAACAUUGGGAAAGAUGAACCCCUCGUCCAUGAGGGUGAGGAUCCUCCCAUUGCCUCGGGACCCGGCGAGCUGCGACUCACUGCACAGACAGACCGUCAGACCUCCACCGACACAGAGCUGAACUUUGGGAUAGAUGAACCUCUCAGCGAUGAGCGUGAGGACCCUCCAAUUGCCUCGGGACACGGCGAGAUGCGAGUCGCUGUACAGACAGCUGCGCAUGAACAACAGUCGAAAGUGAAGAUCGGAAAUAGACCGUACCGUCUGAUCUGCCUACUCUGCCUAGUUACAUCCGCCCUCAUCGUGAUAGUGGUCGGACUCUCGAUCCAUGGAAUGCACAGCGAUCUCCGUCACCAGUUCACUGAGAUGGAAACGAAGUACAGAUCUGUCAACGAAACCAAGGCUCAAAUCUGUGAAUUGUUGACCAGCAGAAGAGAGCAAACGUGUUCCAAGGACUGGAUGAAAAAUAAAGACCGGUGUUAUUACGUAUCCACGUUUGAAGCAUCUUUCCGCCAAGCGAUGGAAGAAUGUUCAAACCGUGACUCAAGGCUGCUGGAAAUCAAUUCAAGGGAUGAAGCGAGCUUUGCAUCCAACAAACUGUUGUACCGAAACAUUGCACUCUGGAUUGGAAAAUGCGAAAACGGGACUGUGGGCAUGACCCUCUUGUACAAUGUGUCCCCGUGGACGUCCAACUGCAGAGACUGCGAGGCGUACUUAGGGAGUUACCCUUGUGAUAGAGAUCGGCGUUUCAUCUGCGAGAAGUCGGCACCUUUGUUCCCGGAUAUUCCUGAAGAGAUCCAGGGUCUCUGCCAACAGCCAGAGGAGGCGACGUGAAUGAAGUGACUACUCCCAUUUUUCCCUUCUCUCUCUAUCACUCUCACUUCUAAAUCAUUUCUAAAUUUGCUCCCUACCCUCUCUGCCCCACCCUCCUACUCCAUUUCCUCUUAUCGCAAGCAGAUUCUCUACACCAGACACCGACAAACCCGUCCCGCCGUCUAUCCCUUUCUUUCUCGCCAUUCCCACCGUCCCGCUCUUCCAAGCUCUGUCUACCUUUCUCUCUGCCCCGUCACCUCCUCAAAUUUCCUCUAACUUACUUAACUUACUCAACCCACUCUUUCUCUGCAUCCUCCGCAGAUCUGUUACACCUCUCUCCCCUUCCCUCCCCAGGGACUCUGUACCUCCCCUCCCCGUUCUCCCGUUCUCUCUCUAAGCCCUCUGACUCCCUGAUCUCUCUCUCUCUCUCUCUCUCUCUCUCUCUCUCUCUGCUUUCCAUCCACUUUCAAAUCAAUCCUGUGCCGUCUGGUGCUCAACAGCCCAACCCUGUGGAAAAGCUUAUGCCUAUUCUCUCUGCCUGUGCCCCACUUGGGUUUAUGGAAAUCUGUAAAUUUACAACUACUCUCCGGGGACUAAAGCCCCAACUUUCCCUCGCUCCCACCAUAGCUCAGUGCUCCGAGUUUCGGCCACAUCCCCUAGAACUCACUGUACAAUAUAUCCAGUUCAGCGGCAUUUUCACCUACGUCUUGUCCCACGGCAACGUGACCUCCAGACUCCUGGACUCAGUGUGACUGGUGAAGACCAGCGGGCAAAGUAUCCUGUCCACCCCAUCGGAUGUUUUCGACAAGAAUCGCUAUUUCAAUUAUUAUCUGAAACUCAUAAAACCUGGAAUUUGUUGCUUUGCCGUAUCGAUACGGCGCAAAGAUGUAGGAUCAAUGUAAAUUACCAAAAAAAAAAGAUAAUAAAAAAUCGGUAAAAUGUGGAGGCGUUGAACAUGCGUUCGAAAACGUGGUGCUGAAGGGGAAGAAGGUGUCUCUGAACAGUUGGGAGCUCAGGCUUUUGUACCCAUUCCCCGAUGGUGUAUUGACAAGGGAGCCUGUCCCCGGAUGAGGUGCCUCCCUGAUGGAUGCCCCCUUCUCGAGGCAUCGCCUCUUGAAGAUAUCCUCGAUGCUGGGGAAGGUGGUGCCCUUGACGCUGGUUGAGUCUACACCCCUCUGCAGCCUCCGGUGACCCUGUCCCUUGCGGCCUCCACACCAGGCGGCGAUGCUCCAAGUCAGAAUGCUCCCAAAUGUCCAUCUGCAGACAUUUCCUUGUCUUCAGUGAAGGGCCAAAUCUUCUCAGACUCCUGACGUUGUCACACUUUCUGUAAUGGGAGAGGUAUGCGUGGCGUUGACGGCAAGUGUAGAGAAUGGUCCGGAAUACUCUCAGACUUCGCGAAAUAAACAAAACGACAAUGACGAAAAUCAAAGAUUAGAUCACAAUCUGCAGCAUUAGAAAAGAUAAUACAGCACGAGCCCUUUAAUUCUGCCGGACAAUCAUUGGCGCUCAGAAGCUUAAAGGGAAAGUGACAGCUAACCAUGCUCCGGGUAAUGGAGGUUCCGAAUCCCGGAUGCCUGCCGAUGAAGACACUUUCUUCCUGUUUACAUGCCCAGUGUAGAUCCUCUGAGAUGCUGACACCCAGAAACACAGGAACUUCAAAUAUGAUCAUAGGAUAGAGAGGCAGAAUUAAGCUCUUUGGCAAAUCGGGUCUACUCCGUCAUUUCAUGAUGGUCGAUCCAUUUCCCUCUCAGCCCCUGUCUCCCGCCGUCUCCCUGUAUCCCUACAUGGCCUGACUAAUCAAGAGUCUCUCAGCCUCUCCCUUAAACAUCAGGUCGUAUCAUUCGCAGCCUGCUGUGGCAACAGAUUUCAUAGGUUCAUCCCAGAAAGGCAAACGAAAUUCUCCUCAUCGGCGUUUUAAAAUGACGGUCCGCUAUUCCAGGUGGGCCUACUGGCCUUAGACUCUCCCACCAUAGGGAAACUUUUCUCCACGUUGAUUUUAUCGAGGACUUCAAGCAUUUGAUCGGUUUCAACAACACCAACCACCACCCUCCCACCUCCCACGACCCCACCAUUCUUCAGAUCUCCAGCCAUAAAACGCCCCAGAUUAAUUAAUCUGUUCAAUCCCGGAAUCAUUUCCGUGAACUUCCUUUCAACACUCUCCAAUUCAAACACAUCCGGCCGGAUGAGGUAAAGGACCCGGAACUGCUGACAAUCUUCGUUGAGACCUCACCAGUGCUUUAUAAAGCCUCAACGUUACACCCCUGCUGUUCUAUUCUAAUAUUCUCGACCUGAAUGUGACAUUGCAUUUGGCUUCCUCGCCACCGACUCCGCCUGCAAAUUCAUCUUCAGGGAAUACAGCACAAGGACUCCCAAGUCUGUUUGUACCUCAAGUGUUUGAAUUCUCUCCCCGUUUAUAAAACAGUCUGUGCCUUUAUUCCCUCCACCAAAGUGCAUGACCAUACACAUCCCGACGCUGUGAUCCAUCCGCCCCUUCUUUCCCCAUUCUCUCAAUCUCUCUGGAACAUUCUGUAGCCUCUCUGCUUCCUCAGCACUAUCCGUAGAUCGGGGAUUUCGCUGCCGAUCUGCACUGACUGAGUUUUCCCAAUGAGGAGGACAGCUGCCCGGUGUUGUAUUGUCCAAGUGGCCCAGUGACCAGUGGGGAGCGAACAGGGUCGUAUCGGAUGUAGACCUAUUGUGCUCAUCGUCAGGGUGCAGCGCGUCCACGUCCGUGCUGGAGCAGAGGAUAACUCUGGGUGUGACCCGACUCUCAAAGCGCAUAAUCACAGCAUUGUGAGUGACACUGGCCGAGUGUAGUUGAGGAAGCUCACCCUACUCUUCUCGGGCAUGGUGUCACUUUCCGCAUUUUCAAGUAGGGGGUAAAUUCCGUCUGCAACAGUGUAAGAUUGAAGAUAUCCUCGGCAACUCCAGACCACUCUGCAGUCCUACCCAUCUCCGCCACCUUGUCCCUCAUCUACACCCCUCCCCAUCUCCGUCACCUUAUCCCUCAUCUACACCCCUCUCCAUCUCCGUCACCUUGUCCCACAUCUACACCCCUCCCCGUCUCCGCCACC